Molecule: messenger RNA, 973 nt
Organism: Rubroshorea leprosula
Lineage: Eukaryota; Viridiplantae; Streptophyta; Magnoliopsida; Malvales; Dipterocarpaceae
Source: the annotation of a GenBank genome assembly
AACAACGAGCUGAUCAUAUUACAUUUACACAGCUUCUAAUGGAUAAAGGACCAAAUCUGCUACAUAUCUAUCUCACUAGCUCUUGAAAACAAACAAACAGUCAAUGCAACUCGGUACGACUAGCAUGAGGUCGGUAACAGUUGCAAUCCUGCAAUCGACUGGAAUGGCUACCCUUUAAAGAUGAAAAACCAUCAAGUAGCAGCCGGUGGUCCCUUAGUGGUCACCUGUGCAUGUGGUGCGGUGCCCGACGGGCAACAACAACCAAGACCAACCUUUGACGACAACUCCAUCUCUCUCUAUCACAUCUUCAUUGCAAUGGUGGAGUCUGGUUUAACGAGAUUUACCCCUUCGCGACUUGGCGAAUUAAUGGGAGUGCUCUUCCAAUUCCACGUAGUUUGCGCUCCAGCCAUGGAUGAAGCUAGCCACUAUUGUCCCUCUGGCUAUGGGAAAGCUAUCCAUGAUAAGCGCAAGCCCGUGAAUCCAAGCUCAUGGGAAUUACUCGGGAUAAACUAUAGGGGUAGUGGCUUGGUAGGCAUGGAUAGGUUAACGUUGCCUUUCUGGCGAAGCAAGGCAUUCGUGUUGGCAAAGCUUGGCACUAGCGAUGUUGCUCGAUUUCGCCAAAAAAGGCUGGGUAGCAAAGGUGUGGAAACAAACUUAAUUCCUAGAACAAUAUCCUUUGAUGCUAACCAGAGGCUGGAAAUCCUGUUGAAAACUGACUGAAGAUGUCGCUUGAAUCACCAUCAGUAACUUGCAACCAUAUUUAAUGCAAGGGUGGCUGCACAAGUUUCAUAGCUUUGGAAACUGUUAUGGAAGAUCACUAUCUGCUUGCAAAAUCUCCCAAAAUCUCAAACAAAGCCUGGGGAACUUACCAAAUCACUGUGUAGGUGGUGUUUCUGUCAGUUGCACUCAAGCAUCCUUCCAAAACGAAGUUUCGUAUGGUUGGGAGAAUUUCCAAUAAUGGCCAGUUUCUAGU